CAAAUAAUGUGUAUACACAUAUGUCCCUCAUUGCUCGUCGUAGUUUUUUUAAAGACAAAAACCUUAACAUGUUAAAUGACCCUCAGCGUCGUGAUAAUCGUGUCCUGAAGUAAAUUCUUAUUGUUGACUUUUAUGUGUAUUAAAAUACGGUUAUUCCGGUAUUGUGUACACAUUGAUUGACUUGUUGUGAUUUGUUGUGUAAAUGAAAACAAAACGCACACUGUCAGCACUAAACAUAAAUAAGAGAACAUGGAUUAAUAAAUCUCAACUUUGUGUGCAGCACAAGACAUUUGGUCAAAAUUUGUCGGAACGGAUCUCCUAUCACAAUAAUUCGAGUUAAUAUUCAAGCCAACAUUGUCAGAGUAUAAAGUUACAUGAGCAUGGAAACUACAGAACUGACCGGUGAUGGCAUUGAAUCUGUACAUGUAUGGCAAGCGUAUGUUAUGUGUGCAAUGACUACUGUUAUGUUUUAUAUGUUGGGAGAAAUUUUAGAUAGACUCGGGAAACCUAAAUGUGUUGCUCCAGAGGUAGAAUUCUGGAAGUGGAGAAAUAUCACGAUAUCAUGGAUACAUGGAGUUAUAUGCGGAACGUGGGUUUUUUUAUGCUUAGUUUUAUACCCAGAUUUAGUACGAGAUCCAGUGGCUUAUAUAAACAACUUCAUGUAUCUAAUGGUGCCCUUUUCUGCAGGAUAUUUCAUAUAUGAUACCAUAGACAUGAAGAUGAACAAGAAGUUAGGAACAUACUGGGAAGUUACUUUACAUCAUUUUGUUAUAGUUUCCUCAUUUAUAUACAACUUUAACAUAAGAAGCUGCAUAGGAUAUAAUGUCAUAAUACUGAUGGCAGAAAUUAACACUAUAUUUCUUCACAUGAGAAAACUCUUACAGAUGUGCCAUAUCGGAUUUGACACUAAACUCUACCGAUUUGUGUCUUUUAUUAACAUUUUUACGUUCGUUACUUUCCGCCUUAUUCCUAUUUUACGUGUCUAUUCAGGAUUAUAUUUAGAUUUUCAUAGAGUAAGUUUAACGUAUGUUGUAACAUUUUGGUGGACUAUUACAACUGGACUAGUUAUAAACUUAAUAUUAUUUUGGAGACUUGUAAAGUCUGACAUUUUAAGAGGUUUCUCAGGAAAAAGAAAACAAAAAUUGGAUAACGCAACCGGCAAAAGCAUAUUUGAAAAUGGUGACUUGAAUUUUGACAAGGAUGAAUAAAAAAUAAUGACGAAUGAUUUAUCAUGUCUAUGAUAUAAAGUUCAGCAAUGGAAUGUUUGCAGUGUAAUGAAUGUAAUGUAGUUCCAGGAACAUAAGAACCACUAGACAAGACAAAAAGUUUAGUUUUCUAAAAUAGCAACCCAUGAUCAAACGAUAGCUAUAUAUACGAACUUUGGGUGCGUUGACGGCUGACAUCACUAGAAUAUACUUUUGUUCUUCUUGAAAUAAAUUAAUUGUAUGAAGUUUGA
Molecule: messenger RNA, 1456 nt
Organism: Mytilus californianus (California mussel)
Lineage: Eukaryota; Metazoa; Mollusca; Bivalvia; Mytilida; Mytilidae
Product: TLC domain-containing protein 2-like
Exons: 5
Coding region: 375-1208 (277 amino acids)
Biological process (GO): membrane assembly; phospholipid homeostasis; plasma membrane organization
Cellular component (GO): plasma membrane
Source: RefSeq, a predicted model, not a curated record